Molecule: messenger RNA, 6213 nt
Organism: Nicotiana tabacum (common tobacco)
Lineage: Eukaryota; Viridiplantae; Streptophyta; Magnoliopsida; Solanales; Solanaceae
Biological process (GO): DNA repair; mitotic DNA replication checkpoint signaling; DNA damage checkpoint signaling
Molecular function (GO): chromatin binding; DNA clamp loader activity
Source: RefSeq, a predicted model, not a curated record
AUGAGACUAGGUCAUAUGAGUGCACGUGGACUGGAGAUGUUGAACAAUCGUAACCUUUUAGAAGGUGAGAAGAUCAACACACUUGACUUAUGUGAGCACUGCGUUCUAGGGAAGCAGAAGAAGGCAAAAAGUGAUGCUUUUGAAGCAUUUAAAGAGUGGAAGAUUUUGGUUGAAAAUCAAAUGGAGCAGAAAAUCAAGUAUUUUCGCACAGACAAUGGCUUGGAGUUUUGCAAUGAAGAGUUUAAUGAAUUCUGCAAGGCUCGUUGUAUGCUCCUACAAGCCAAAAUGUCCAAAGAAUUUUGGGCUGAAGUAGUUCACACUGCUGCUCAUAUUGUCAAUCGAUCUCCAGCAUCGGUAAUUGACUUUAAGACUCCGAAUGAGGUAUGGUCAGGAAACAAGAACGACAAGCAAGUGGAGCUUUCCAAGGAAAAGGAUCAAGAGACUCAGGUUAAAGAUGAGUCAGAAGAUGUAGACCUUGAAGAACUUGUUGUCAAUGAACCAUACACAAUUUCGAAGGGGAGGGAGAAGAGGCAGACACGAGAACCGGAACGCCUUAUAGAUCAAGCAAACUUGAUUGCAUAUGCGUUCGUAGUUGCACAAGAAGAGAUUAAGGAUCUGGAUCCCUCCUCGUAUAUUGAAGCAACUUCUUGCAAGGAUAUUGUACGAUGGUGGUUAGCCAUGACUGAAGAGAUGGAGUCUCUUCAUAAGAAUCAGACAUGGGUCUUAGUGAAACGACAAAAGGGGAAGAGGACAGUUGGAUGCAAGUGGGUCUACCAAAAGAAAGAGGGAAUUCCUGAAAUGGAAGAUGCUAGGCGAGAUUGUUUGCAAAAGCUUGAUGUCAAAACUGCUUUCUUACACAGUAAUCUAGAAGAGACAAUCUAUAUGGAUCAGCCUGAAGGUUUCCUAGCUGAGGGAAAAGAAGAUCACGUAUGCCAACUAAAGAAGUCUUUGUAUGGUUUGAAGCAAUCCCCUAGACAGUGGUACAAAAGGUUUGAUGCAUUCAUGACUACACAUGAAUUCUCAAGGAGUGCAUUUGAUAGCUGUGUGUAUCACAAGAAGAUCUCUGGUAACUCAAUGAUUUAUUUACUGUUGUAUAUUAAUGAUAUGCUUAUUGCUGCUAACAACAUUACAGAGAUAAAUGCUUUGAAGAAGCUGUUGAGUAAGGUAUUUGACAUGAAGGAUUUAGGAGCUGCAAAGAAAAUCCUUGGUAUGGAGAUUUCAAGAGAAGACGGUGUUGUACAUCUUUCUCAGAAGAGGUACAUUGAAAGGGUUCUCGAGAGAUUCAAUAUGCAUACGUGCAAGCCUGUAAGUACACCAUUAGCUUCUUAUUUUAAACUUUUAGAGUUACAAAUGCCUCAGUCCGAGGAUGAGGUGGAACAUAUGUCAAAGAUUCCUUAUGGUAGUGCAGUCGGUAGCAUUAUGUAUGCUAUGGUAUGCACACAUCUAGAUAUUGCUCAAUCUGUAAGUAUGUCGAUUGUCACUUUAUCUACGACAGAAGCAGAAUACAUGGCAACAGUGGAGGCGGUGAAGGAAGCUAUCUGGUUGAAAGGUUUAGUAGCGGAAUUGAGUUUGGUUAAGCUGGAAUCAACCUUUAGAUGUGAUAGUCAGAGUAACCCGACGAGUAACGGCUAUCCCAGCAGGAGUGAUCCCGCUCCAGUUCUCCCGACCAUAUCAAACCUAACCUCUUCCAUAAAACCGUUCAUUCAUCCAGCCCUAGACAUUGCAUCCGUUAUUGUAAUGACUUCACCGGCAGCUACAUCAAAGUUGCCUGACAUAUCCAGCACAAUGGCACCUCAGUUAGUUCCGACACAACCUCAGAUUCGAUCAGCUGGAGACAUCCCCUUGUUCCUACUCUUGGAGGAUCCAGUUCCAGCACCUCAGGCAGCACAUGUACCAGAGCAGGAGGUCGACAGAGUGCCCAGGAGGAGAGCGGUGAUCCCCAAACUGAGGAUCUGUAGAUUGAGCUGGAGGACCCUGUGGGAGAGGGCUCCACAGCCCAGCGACAAAAGGAAAAAAAGAAAAAGCACAAGCAAAAGCAAAGAGGGAAAUUUUGGGGAGCCCUCUUCAUUGAUCAAGCUAAUUGGAACUCCUAAUUUUGCAAAAACCCUAACGAGAGCUGAUCCAAUGGAGGAGGAACUAGUAGAUGAAGGACUUCGUAGCCGGCGUAGAUUAGUCCAGGCGACGCUGUUUCCAAACAGUGCGAAGCAAAUUCCAGUUAAAGGAGGAGCUGAAGAAGAAGAAGAAGAGGAUGAGGAGGAAGAGUGGUGUGAGAGCCAAGAAAAUGGCAAUAAGACUAAAGGAAAUCAGAAGAAGAAGAAGAGAAAUUCCAAGACAACAACACCGCAAAGUCACCCACGAGCUUCUAAGAAGGUUGCUCUAAGCUGUAGAGAAACUUCAAGCAAGGAAAUUCCUGACGGAGAUUCUCCAGUUACUAUCAAAACGGAUUUCUUUCUAAAGGUUUCAGAGAGAAAGAAUCAGAAGAGACAGAGACAUGAGCAGCUAAAUGAUGGAUCACCUGAAAAACUCCUAAAAUCUUGCUCACCUCCUGCAAAUAAGAAGACUCCUCGUUCGAAGAAGAAGCUUGCUAACUCAACACCAGAGAAAUGCCAACUGGUUGUCAAAGGAUCGACGGAAAUAUGUUUGGUUCCACGUAACCUUAUGCAGGAUGAAUCAAUGUUACACUCGAUUCCUGAUCUCCGAAUGGAGGCUAGAAAGACAGCUGAGGAGAAUUCCCGCAGAUAUGCGGGAAAACAAAUACAUCCUUUUUUUCAAUCCUGCAAAAUGGGUAAGAAGAGCCAAGAAGUUAUUGAUGUGGAGAGUAACUGGUACUCUUCUGAGGAGGGGAAAAGCCUUACUUUCAGUCCUAUUCAUGUAUUUGAAAUAGUUACGGAGGAUGAAACUGCCUUUGAUUGGGGUCACUGGAUCUUUUCUGAAGCUUGUUUUCUCGAUACUGAUGUUGUGCUAAAAACAUUGUCACAGCAAAACAAGAUUGAACUGAAUCAGCAUGCUAUUUCACAAGAUGAAGUGGUUUCUGAUCAUUCUUCUAGAGAAACAAAAUUAUAUCAUUCAGCAUUAUCCGUAGUUGCGGAGGAACAAGUCAGCCACUGUGAGCAGCUAAAGAAUGCAGAAGUGGCAAAUGUAGUGGACACAGUUGACACCUUCCAAAAUAACCUUAGCAGUUCAGAUACCAAGAAGCAAGGUAGAUUUCUUCAAGAAAGGAUAGUAUCUGACUACCAGAACUGUCCCACUGGGCCCAAAAGUUGUCUAUGGACAAACAAAUAUCAGCCUGAGAGAGCUUUUCAGGUAUGUGGUAAUAGCGAGCCAGUGAAACUUUUAAAUGAUUGGUUGCAUCUUUGGCAUGAAAAAGCUUCUCGCACAAGCAAACCAUGCAUUCUUAGUGAUAGAGUUGCUCAAGACUCCUCUGACAGCCUGUAUGACAGUGAAGCCGACUCCACAAACGAAGAACAGCUGAAGAAUGUCCUCUUGGUAUCUGGACCAGUUGGGAGUGGGAAGUCGGCUGCAAUUUACGCCUGUGCUAAAGAACAGGGAUUUCAAGUUAUUGAGGUCAAUUCAUCAGAUUGGCGAAACGGUGCUCUUGUAAAACAGAAAUUUGGGGAGGCUGUAGAAUCCCACUGGCUUCAACGGAUUCAAAAAGAUCCAGCGUAUUUAGAGGACAAAUUAGUGUCUGGCUGUGGAGUUAUUGAAGUGAUACCUUUGUCUGAUGAGGAAAAUGCUCCAAAUGCCUGUGGAGUGCAAAGACAACAAGUCUGCAGGGAGGAGAUAACUGCUAAUCAUCAGGGUGAAACUAAGGCUCUAAUCCUUUUUGAGGACGUGGAUACUGCUCUUUGUGAAGACCGUGGUUUUGUCUCUACCAUUCAACAACUUGCGGAGACCGCAAAGCGGCCCAUGAUAUUAACUAGCAAUAGUGACAAUCCGGUGCUCCCAAACAAUUUAGAUAGGCUACAGGUGUGCUUUGCGCUGCCAUCGUUGAAGGACCUCCUUGAGCUUGCACAGACGGUUUGUGCUAGAGAACAAGUUAAAAUUCACCCAAUGCUGGUAGAGGGGUUUGUGGAUCAUUGCCAUGGAGAUAUUCGUAAAACUAUUAUGUAUCUCCAGUUUUGGUGUCAAGGCCAAACUUUGAAGAAAGAUAACCUGCAGCUAAGAUAUAGUCCUCUUCAGUUUGAUCUAGAAGCUGGUCAUCUGCUACUACCGAAAAUUAUCCCUUGGGAUUUCGCUUCUCCACUAUCGGAACUUGUGGAUGAAGAGAUAACUAAGUCGAUGAGGGUAGAAGAAGAAAGAUACUGUAUAAAUGAGAAAGCAGAAGAAGUCGAGCUAAACAAUAUUACAGAAGAGAACAAUUCUAGGGAUCAUGAUAUGGGUGCUAAUAAUGUUGAUGGAAAAAAGGAUGCAAUGUUAAGCUUGCUCUACUCAUUUCAGGAUCAUAACGAAUGUACUAUGUUUGGUACUAACUCAGAAAUUUCUGAUGCCUCUGAAUCACCGAUCGCAUUCACUCGAAGAAAUACACUGAGAAAACUUGAUAGAGUUAUGUCUUCAGAUUCAGAGGAAGAAUGCAGCAGAGUUCCCGUAUCGUUAGAUCAACCUGAGAUCGGAAAUGAAGAGAUUGAAACAGCAUGCAGUUCACCCUCCCAUUUUUCAGCCACUGAAAUCUCCUGCAGUUUACCAACAGAGAAUCUUCAUUUCAAAUCAAAGAGGUUGAAAAGAAAUUAUUUGGAGACAGCUGAUUAUUCUACUGUGAAUGUUGUAAGCAAGUCAGUGAAUGUUUCCUGUGUGCCAGAGUCAUCAUUCAUCCCUGAGACUCAGCUUACUAUUGAUUCAGAAUUAAUUUCAAGUACAGAGUCAUAUAAUGAUGUUGAUGUCAAAGUUGAGGCAAAUUAUUGUAGCAAUCUGUCCCUUCCAAGUAUGUACUCUCUCAAGGUUGAGAAACUUGAUGAAAAUGUUCUUUUAUCUUCUGAGUAUCAGGAAUUGCAGGGUUGUAGUUCUGAUAGAGUAACGAAAUCAAUUACUGGAGAGGUCGUGGAGCAUUUUAAUGGACAAUGCACGGAGGAUGUUCCGAGUGGAUAUCGGGUGUUGGAUGAGUGUAGCCGCAUGGACUUCAGUAAAAGUUCUACAUCCUUUAAGACUACUGUGCAGUUUAACCUGAAUACUUCUGUACAAGAUAGUUGGAAAAGACUUCGUGAAGGUUACCUGGAUCUGAAACAGUAUAUUACCCCAGAGCAGAAAGAAGCUUCUCAAAUUCUCAAUGUUGCUCAUGAAAUGAGUGAUUUAAUUUCAGUGGCUGAUUUAUUACUUGCUGACUGCAAACACCUCCUAUACGAUUCGUUGGAGCCGUCAAUGACCCCCUUCGUAGAAUCACAUUCAUAUAACUGGCAUGAAGACCAGUUGCAGAUGUCAUCAAUUUUUGCCCAACACGGAGUUUGCCUUUUUGCUAAAGAAAUUGCUUCUCUCGGACCGGACACUGCAUCUGUAUAUGAGGUGGAUUUGGCCUGGGAGAUGUUGACAUCCACAAACAGUACAAUGGCUCUGGGAAAGAUGGUUGGACAGAGUAGGGGAAAACAUGAGGGUUUGCAUUUAAGGCUACCAAGAAUCUGUCAUUCCUUCAGAAGCAAAGUGGAUCCGAAUGCUUACAACUUACUUCAAGCUGUUGUUCCCUUGCGCUCACACAUUGCUCUGAAAGGUGAUUCAUUUCAUGAAUAUCUGUCUUCAUUGAGCCAAAUUUCUAGAUUUGGAACCACCCGGUUAUCGGAAAGCAUCGGCAGGAGAAAACAGAGAAGGGCACGAGCUGCUCAACACUACCUGAGUUCUGGUAGAUUAGCAUUGUCUCAAGAUGACGUUUCAUUACUUGGUCAAUAUAAUUGUUAUCAGAAAGUUUCACCAGGGUCUGGGACUUAAUGUACAUAGAGUAUAAUUUACUGGAGAUGCCUCCCCCCCCCCCCCCAAUGAAAUGGGAGAGGUAAGGCCAUGUAUAUCAAUUGUUGUUUCUGGUAAGUGCCAUGGCCAGGCAGUAGUUGAAUUGCCUGAACGCAUGGGCAACAAAGAUAAAGGUUAGGAAUAGGCACACUAAUUUAAUUGCAGGAUGUAGUUCAGUUCAUAUUAAUUCAAACAGAGUCAUGUACCGUCAAAAGACUCAAAACCAUAUAGUUUUAUAGUUAUUAAAUUAGAAAUAAAUAUAUUGGACAAAAAAAUUCAAAAGUA